Messenger RNA from Scomber japonicus (chub mackerel), 3309 nucleotides. It is a transcript of the gene gprin3a, whose product is annotated as GPRIN family member 3a. Bases 1 to 3117 code for a protein of 1038 amino acids. Lineage: Eukaryota; Metazoa; Chordata; Actinopteri; Scombriformes; Scombridae. Gene Ontology annotation, cellular component: plasma membrane. The transcript is spliced from 2 exons. The record is from RefSeq and is a predicted model, not a curated record. Gene Ontology annotation, biological process: neuron projection development.
AUGGAAACAUCCCCAAAUGUUUCUAAACGUGAGAAGGAUGUUGCCCAAUCAGAAUGCGAGAUCCCAGGAGAGGCGGUGCUUGUACAAGCCCACUGCAACACAGAUCCCAAUGUCAGCAAGGGGGCAGAGCCUAACUUCAACCUCAACCUCAACCUGACUUCGCCGAGCAACCCCCGUUUGAUUCUGUAUGGUGGCAACAAAAAGGAAAAUGGGAAUAAAGUUGAUGGGGGACCUGGGGCAAAAGGAGGAGUUACUACUGAAACCGGCAAAUCAGCAAGCACCCUCACAACCACUGUGAAGUGGCCCGGGGAAAGAGAUGAUCUGUCACGGCAAAAAAGCAGAAUUCCAUCAUUGUCUCGCUCACAAACAGCCGAAGCGUCAGUGAACAGCAAAGGCGAGCAAAGGCUGAAAUCCCCAAACCCCAAACAUACUCCAGCACUCAUGACUACAAGUCCAAAACCACAUCGGUUGGAUCAAACGACGAUCACGAGCAGCCCCAGAACAACUGAAAGAGUCAAAACACAAAUCGUGAGAUCAGAAUCUGCAAGUGUCAUGAACCCCAAACCACAAAUUGUUGUGACGACUGAACUGACAACAAAGACUACAAGUAAAGUAACAGUGAGCCUGAAAAUGCAAACCAACAGGAAAGAAGAUGGGACACAGCCACCUCUGACACUACACCUUCCUGUAAGCCCAAAGGUUCACAGUCAGAAAGGAGAUUUAAAUGUUAUUAGUCCAAAACUGGCCAAUCAAACCCCAACAAUUAACCCCAAAACACCCAAAUCAGAAUCAGCAAGCACAACAGCAAAGUUAAAUGGGCAGACCAGACAAGACUCAAGGACUAACACUUCUGAGAUGACCACUGUGGGCCCAAAAUUACAGAAUCAGAGAUCUGAAUCAGCACUGCUUAAUACCAAGACCACCCAACCGAGUUCCCUGAGUCCUAAACUGUCCGUGCAAACAAAAGCUAGAACCAGUAACACGUCAGGGUCUAAGGAGAACUUUGAGUGUAAAGAUUUAAGUGCUGUUUCAGGAUCCAAAUCUAAUUCGAAUUCUAAAAGCACGACAGCAUCCAAGGAGGGUCUGGAUGCUAAAACAGGCUCUGAUCCCAAAGCCAGUGCCAGUUUGAAAACAUUAGGGACUGGGUCCAGAGAUAGUCUGGAUUCUAAAAGUGGCACUGCAUCCAAAAUCAAUUAUGGAUCAAAGGACAGCUUAGACUCUAAAACUGGACUCAAUUCCAAAGGCUGUCCCAAUUCUAAGUCCAGGACAGGCUCCAGAGAUAGCCUUGAUUCUAAGACAGAUAUGGGUUCUAAAUCUGUCUUGGGGUCAAAUGAUGAUCUGGAUCCCAAGAAUCUCAAAACCGGUUCAAGUUGCAAACCUGGAUCCGAGUUGAAAUUGAGCUCUACUUCUGAUAAGCCUAGUCCAACCCCAUCCAUUUCUAAAGCUUCUCUGGUGGCCUCUGGCUCUAAGGUUGAUCCGGCCACAUCCAUCUCCCCAUCGUCCUCUAGAACUGGUCUAUCAGGGUCCAAAGACAACCACCUCAAGACCACAGGCACCGGUGCUAAGCCUGGUUCAGAUCCAAAAGCCAGUUCCGAUUCUUCUAAGCCUGGGCCAGUUCGGUCUAGUUCAAAGUCAACUCUGGCAGAUUUCUCCACCUCCUUGACACUCUCUCCAAGACCUGGUUCAGCAAGUAAGAGUCCUGGAUCUGGUCCUGGUAAAGGUCUCAGCUGUGAACCAAGCAAGGAUGGCCAGAGGAGUCCUAGUUUUGCUCCAGGUUCCAGUGUGAUGCUGGGUCCGCUGGCCACCUCCAGCCCCAAAACCAGAACCACUGUUGCCUUGACAACAAGGGGAGGAUCCACACCAGAGCCUGCAGCUGUGAGAUCUGUUGCUGUGGAAACCAGCAGCACACCCCAUAAUACCAGCCUGACUCGGGGUCUUACCUUCGAAUCCAUUACCAAGACUUCGGUGAAACCAAACGCUGCUAUCGAGGAAGAACAUUUAAAACUGCCUGAGACCAAAGCAGCAGCUGCAGGGGGACUGGUGAAAUCCCAGGGUGCCAUGCGAAGUGUAGAUGUGACUGACAAAGAAGUGUGGUCGCCAGCAGAAACAACUGUACCAUUCACCCCGCUGAGCAAACCUGGUCACUUGGGAGAUACAAAUGUCAUCACUGCUGGUAGCAACAUGCCAUCAUGGAGGCCGACAGGUGCAGAAAGUAAGAAAGAAGAGAAGAAGCAGGAGGGAAGUAAACAGAAAGAUGGUCUGGUAGAUUCUUUGUCUCUCUCUCCCUCCUCUCCUCUGCCUCCCCCUUCCACUCAUCCAGUGACCUCCAAGAGUAUCAGGGAAACAGCGACCAUGACCGACCCCAGUCAGAGGAUUCAUCCGCAGGGAGUGGAAUGGAGGGAAGUGGGCAUCCAGGUGGAAGUGGAGUCAGUUGAACGUUCAGUCUCCACCAGCCCUAGCCUUCACAUGGGAGCUACCACCUCCUCUCCAAUUGGCUCUCCCAGCCUUCAGUUUGAUAGUUUGAUCUCACCCACGGUCCCCUCAUUGUCCUGCGUCUCUGCUGGUCAGCCUCCCUUCCAGCAUGUCUGCAAGAUUGACAUCGAGAUGUUCAGCCAAUCAGUGCUUCCCUCUGUUGUGACUGACAAGGCUAAAUCCCUCCCCGCCUGUCUGCGUACCUACAGCUUCCAGCAAAGCCCCACGCUUGCGUCUGAGCCACAUCUUGGACCAAAACAAGACAGGGACAGAAGCGCUGACAGUAUUUGGGAGGAUGAAGAGGAGGAGGAGGCGGAGGAGGAGGAAGAGAAAGCAAGAGAGCAAAACGAGAAGGAAGAGAUCAAGGAGGAAAGGGAUGAGAUGGUGAAGCCGCAAGAGGUGGCGUGGGACGAGAAGGGGAUGACAUGGGAGGUGUACGGUGCUUCAGUGGACCUGGAAUCCCUGGGUACGGCGAUCCAGUCUCACCUCGAGUCCAAGAUUCAGGAGCAGAAGAAACACAUCAGGACUCUGAGGAAAUCCAUCUGCUCUGACAGCAGCCUCAGAGGGUACAAGGUGAAGAAAAAGAGGAAGAGGAGAGGAGGGAUUUUGGGAUGUUGCAGGAAGGCGCCCGCUGUGGCAGACUGAGACUGGCCCAGAAAUCCUACUCACACCUGCAAAGCACAAAAGUUAAUCAAUCUCUUUGCAGAGAGCACAAUCCAACAAGUCCUCCGAAUUUACUGACCAAAUAUUUGAUUUGACCACGUGACUCUAGAACGACACAUAUGAGCUUUUUCCAAUCUGGCGCCCCUAUCAUUUGCUUGUCCUUUCAAAAACCAU